This is a messenger RNA of Penicillium roqueforti, 2193 nucleotides long. RefSeq lists its product as uncharacterized. The record is from RefSeq and is a predicted model, not a curated record. The transcript has 2 exons. Lineage: Eukaryota; Fungi; Ascomycota; Eurotiomycetes; Eurotiales; Aspergillaceae. Bases 1 to 2193 code for a protein of 730 amino acids.
AUGGCAGACCCAACCCAAUCGCAGGGCCAUGGAGCCCCAAAACUCCCUUCCCCGCCAACUGUGCUCAGUCCGCUCUCGUCAGGCAGCGGAACCCCGAUCUCAUUCCAAACAAACGUGAACCGCUCCAAAACAAAACGCUGGGUGGAAGCGAAGCAAUAUUCUUAUGAUGGAGGUGACUGGGGUAGCGACGACGACGACGAUGAAGAGGAGGAGGCGCCUCCUGUAGUACAUCGGCCGCCCUAUGUCACCCGCAACACUGGCAGCUCAUCCGAGUUGUCCUCGAGGCGUUUGUCUAGCAUCGGACUCGGAGCUGGCGAGUCGCACUUGGCUGAUAACAAAGGUAGGAAUCUUAGUGGAGGAGACCAAAAGGCCCUGCCCUUUGUAAGGCCGGCCGACCUCUAUAAACGCAUGCGCGAGGAGAAAGCCGCACAGCAGUAUCCUAUCACUGGUAGCAAUGAUCCCAAGCCUGACGGGUUUGGAGUUCCACCUCAAACAGAUCAACAAAAGCUCGAUUUGGGUCUACCGGAAGUCAAGCGCGUAUCUAGCUUUGGUACCGAUUUCUUGGGUGGUGCAGACUCCAACCCGCCGAAGGAUAGCUCUGCAUCUCAGGAGCCCUAUUUGCAUCACAACUCCUCCACGGGAUUCCGAUCGGUAGUGAAUCAGGCCUUUGAUGUCCCAGAAACUCCACAAUCUACCGCCACUAGUUUCACACGGUCGAACAGCGAUGGCACUUCGACGAUCAGCCCUAUCAUGGGCAGUCGUACUAUGACUGAUGAAAGAACACCUACCAUUCUCGAGGAACCGAAUGAGUCAAACUCCCCGAAGGCAACUGCCAAUGCGGUUCCAGCGUUAAACCUAGGUCAUCGCCGGGACCUGAGCCUUCCUAGUUCAGACAACAGUCCUUCGAGGAAGCCCCAAUUCACAGACCAGGACACCCCAACGGCGGGCCGUGCAGAAUUAUCCUCCAUUCCUCUACUCCAGAAUCUCUCACCAGAAUCAUCUGAUGAGGGAAUCUCUCCUCCGAACGCACUGAUGCAAUCAUACUCGAACAAUGGGCAGGAUAUGCCUGCCCCUCUCAAAUUCGGAAGCGCAUCGGGCUCUGACGCCUUCCAUGGCGAAAUCCCCACCAUCAUGGGAGCCGAGGAAUCGCCCCAGAAUACCGACAAUGAUCGCUUGAGGGAGGAGAUUAUCCGAUCAUUAAGUCGGGAAGCCACCCCCUCGGAGGACCCGCCCAGCAACCAACCUCAAUCGCAGGCACCCGCUGAGUUGUUUUCCGAAAGCCAGCCAGACUGGACUAACCUGGCUCCUUCGGUGUCUCAAGACCCUUAUGCGACCAGUCAAGGCGCGGAUGGCACGAACGUUGAUCCGCUAAAGAAGCCCAAAUUAGAAAGACGGUUUUCGUGGGAAUCCUCUGAUUCGGCAGAAAUACAGGCGCCUCAAAUGCCCGGCGGCUAUUCGUCGCCUCCUCCUUUAGACACAUCGUUAUCUAUGCAAGAGCCUGAGCCGAUAAGUGAGGAGCCCGUCUUCUUGUCGGAUGUGCCGCACGACCCGCUUGCUUCUGAUGAAGAAGGAACUACUCAGCGUGCUGUAGAAAGGCCUCGACUUUCGAUUGUUCCACCUGUUCCGCAGAACAUUACACCACCGGAGCAAAUCAUGGGGCCAGGAGCUACGCCACCUCCGCCCCUCCAUAUCUCUUCUAACGCCGGCAGCUCAUCCUUUGAUGAAUCCAAACUUUUGGGUUUCCGUGAAAUCAUCGGUAUCACAUCUAUCAACCAGCGUAUCAAGUCUUUCGAACACACCCGCGACCAGUUCGCCACCGUUGAUACUGGUUUGAAUCAUUGGCUAGAGUUUAUGGUUCAUGAUCACCCAGAGUAUGCCGACGUGGUCCAACAGAGCCAGAAUCUCUCCCCUACCGUGCCAGACCCUUCGCGCAUCAGAUUCCCUAAGCUAGGUGCUCUUGGGGGUCUCGGUUCCUUGAAUGACGGUGCUCCAACUAGUGUCACCCAUAUCCGACGUCCGUCAGGCCACCUGGGUACCGUGAUGAACAAGGAGAAAGUCGGGGAGAAAGGAAAGGAGCUCCUUCAUACUGCGGGAGCGUUUAGUGGCAAGGCUACCGGAGCAGCCAAGGGGCUGUUUGCUAAGGGCAGAAGCAGGUUCCGACCCAGUGGCAGUUCUGAGAAGGUAGAUGCCUGA